Molecule: messenger RNA, 567 nt
Organism: Funneliformis mosseae
Lineage: Eukaryota; Fungi; Glomeromycota; Glomeromycetes; Glomerales; Glomeraceae
Source: the annotation of a GenBank genome assembly
AUGCCAACUUACAAAUGCAAUGUAUCUAGAAUCGACGAAGAAUUGAACAUCAUAGUCCUUUAUCCCGAAAGAAGUAAAUAUUUAAGGUGGAAAUUACCUAACGUCGUACAUUUAAUUCAGCAGGAUCUUAAAAUCAACAAUUCGUUUGAUAUCUUUCAAUUGGACUGCGCUUCUAAAAUUCGUGAAGCGCAUCAAUUUAUUCUAGAGGAAACUGAAGUAGAAAUUCGUAAAGCAACCGCUGCUAUUUGGAAAAGUGCAGAAGAAGGUGUAAAAACUGAAUAUUACAAAAUUAACAUGGAAUAUAAAAAAGCUUACGAACAACGCAACGAAAAAUUGGUCGAUGCUGUAGCAGCUGUUGGGAGUCUCGGAACAAUAGCUUAUAAUUUCGGUAAAUUUAACGACGACGGUAUUGUUGAAAAUGUUAGAAAAACAGAAGAGAAGUUAGAAAGUGAUGGUUUGGGCUUUGACUCACUCGGUUGGCUUGAACUAAUUGAGCAUACGAAUUUUGAAAAUGCCUUUGUCGACAUCCUUGAUAGAAAUGAUAUAAAAACGGAACAGGAUUUGGAC